Benincasa hispida (wax gourd) is the source of this 684-nucleotide messenger RNA. The record is from RefSeq and is a predicted model, not a curated record. Lineage: Eukaryota; Viridiplantae; Streptophyta; Magnoliopsida; Cucurbitales; Cucurbitaceae.
CUCAUCAAUAGUAUGGAGCCACAGAUUGGCCGACCCUUACUGUAUGCAGCAACUGCUAGAGAUAUCUGGGAGGCAGCCAGGGAUCUGUACUCGAAGCGACAAAAAGCAUCUCGGUUGUACACGUUACACAAACAGGUCCAUGAGUGCAAACAAGGGACCAUGGAUGUUACUUUCUACUUUAAUAAAUUAUUUGUAUAUUGGCAAGAGAUGGACCUUUGCCGACAGAUUGUCUGGAACUGCGCACAAGAUGGGGCCCAGUACUUGAAACUUGAAGAGGCAGAUCAGGUGUAUGUGUUUUUGGCUGGAUUGAACCUAAAAUUUGACAAUGUUCGGAGUUGCAUAUUGGGUCAACGACCUACUCCUUCUCUCAGAGAAGUUUGUUCAGAGGUUCGACUGGAAGAGGAUCGAUCACAUGCUACGAACAAUCCUGUGACUGUUUCCACUAAUGCAUCAGCCUUUGUUACAAAGGCGUCCAGUUCCGACAGUGAUAAAAAGCCCACACCUGUUUGUGAGCAUUGUAAGAAGCCGUGGUAUACGAAGGACCAAUGUUGGAAGCUGCACGGCAGGCCCCCAAACAGUAGGAGACGACAGUCACAUGACAAAUCAAACUUUGGACGUGCACUCGUAAGUGACUACACAACAUCAGUCCUCAGCCGAUAAUAAGACCAAUUUGAGUGCUGUCGG